AUGUCAGCAGACCUCUUUGCAGAAUUUGGAGCAGAUCCGCCUCCCGGUCAACAGCAAUCGCAGCCUAUACCCAGCGCCAGAACAAGUGCACCUGCUGCAUCAGACUUCAGCUUCUUCAGCGGCCUAGGUCACACCCCGGGUCUGGCAACACCGUCGCAGCAACUCCCUUCAACGAGCAACAUUCAGAAUUUGGGUUCGACUUACGAACAAACAUCUACUGUCGAAGACAAUGACGACUGGGGCGAUUUUGAGGGCGGUUCAUCUCUCGAGCCCGCUCCUGCCGCCAAACGAGAUCCGUUCGCAUUUGCAUCACCUCCGGCCGCCCAACCGCAAUCAAAUGCAUGGAACAUCACCUCAGAAACCCACGAUCCCUUUGCAUUCGCAUCGCAACCAUCUUCGCAGCCGCUAGAGCAGACAUGGAAUCGAGCGCCGGUUGUGAAGGCCAAGAAAUCAGCCGACCCGAGCGUUUUGUUCGACGCGGAGGAUGAUCUUGAUGAUGAUGAUGACUUUGGCGAUUUUGAAGGCGAGCAGGAGAGUAAGACGCAGUCUACGGCACCCAUGGCAUCGUCUUCGGCGAUUGUGGACCUACUAGGCGACAUGAGCAUAGCACAGGCUCAACCACCCAGCACGAGUAGCAGAGAUAUUGCUAACGCAGGUCGGGGUUCAAAGCUUCAAGCGACGACAAACAAGAAACCCAGCACAGGCUUUGGUGCUGUGGCCAAACCAAAGCAACCCAUGCCGCCGCCCGCAGUGGCCCAAGAAGAUGAUGGAUGGGAUGAGUUUGACGACUGGGAGGCGUCCAUUCCUACUAAGGCAUCCAGCAAACCCGAAGCUGUGAAGUCGACUAGCAAAGCCGAAUCGAACAUUACCCCAGCUCCGAUACUUUCCCCUACGACAACAGAUCCGCAGGCCGGCGAGCUACCUCCUACAAACGUGCCCCCGCCUGGCGUAUUACUGUCACUUUUUCCGUCUCUGUUCGCCGAAGCACAGGAGAGGUUACUCAAGCCUAUGGCAGCCCAACCUUUGCCCAUGAGAAACAAGCUGCUAGCUGAGCCCGCGACAAUUGCCUACCUUCAGGGCUAUCUUAUUCUCGGGAAUGUCGCGGCGCAUAUCAUCGCAGGCAGGAAACUGCGCUGGAAGCGAGACCAGCAUCUGUCUCAAGGCAUGCGAAUCGGCCCAGCGUCAUCACGAGCAACUUCGGGGAUGAAGUUGACGGGCAUCGACAAGGGCGAAAACAUGAAAGAAGAGCGAGAGGUUUCCGAUGUGGUUAGAAGCUGGAAAGAGCAAGUUGGGCGACUGCGGCAUGUCGUGUCUGGCGCAAAUCAAAUCAAGGCGGGCACUCUAGAUCGUGGACCAGACCUGCAAGAGACGAUGCCAGUUAGGACACUCAAGCAGUCCGAGGGCGGUAUUCCUGCACGACAGCCCUGCAUGCUGUGUGGACUGAAACGAGAGGAAAGAGUGACUGCAGCGGACAUGGCCACGGACGAUAGCUUUGGCGAGUGGUGGAUUGAGCAGGUCAACAUGCAUCGAGGUGUGUCUAUGAAAUGGCCGCGAUGA
Molecule: messenger RNA, 1557 nt
Organism: Alternaria hordeiaustralica
Lineage: Eukaryota; Fungi; Ascomycota; Dothideomycetes; Pleosporales; Pleosporaceae
Exons: 1
Coding region: 1-1557 (518 amino acids)
Source: RefSeq, a predicted model, not a curated record